Messenger RNA from Aspergillus sclerotioniger CBS 115572, 579 nucleotides. RefSeq lists its product as uncharacterized. The record is from RefSeq and is a predicted model, not a curated record. Lineage: Eukaryota; Fungi; Ascomycota; Eurotiomycetes; Eurotiales; Aspergillaceae. The coding region runs from base 1 to 579 and encodes 192 amino acids. The transcript is spliced from 2 exons.
AUGACUACUCCAGCUAAAGCAACGGUCGCAAAGUCCAACUCGGCCGGCGAAAUCUCCCAGGCUGAUGCCAAGUUCUUCCUAGCAUGCCUUCAAAGCUUCGGGGACGACAAGCAGAUCGAUCUAACUAAAGUGGCCGACACGCUUGGCUACACCAACGUUGCGUCGGUUGGCAAUCGUUUCCGUGCUCUUCGAAAGCGUCACGUUAUGAACAACGUGGAUGCGAGAACUGGAUCGGGUGUUCUUAAGGGUGCUUACACAAUGACCGAAAUUCCAAAGCAGACUGAGGAUAAAGAGACCGAGGCUACCGAAGAAAUUGAGGCGAAGGAAGACUCUGAGCCUGAGUUGCCUACUCCCGUCAAGCCCAAGGCGAAGAAGGCUGCUCCUCGUAAGGGAGCGAAGACCACUUCGAAGCCUGUUCCUGCCGCUGUGUCAUCGGCCAAGGGCCGCAAGCGCGGUGCCAAAUCGGCUACUACUAAGGCUGUUUCUGAGGCACGUGUUAAGGAGGGAGAAGAUGCUGAAGGCUCCAUGGAAGACAACGGCAAUAACUCGAGCAGCGGCAUGGAUAUUGCUGCGGUGUGA